Oldenlandia corymbosa var. corymbosa is the source of this 2432-nucleotide messenger RNA. The record is from the annotation of a GenBank genome assembly. Lineage: Eukaryota; Viridiplantae; Streptophyta; Magnoliopsida; Gentianales; Rubiaceae.
CCUCCCCCUCUCUCCUUCGUUUCUACUGCCGUUUUACACACACUCACACACUGACUCUUCUUCUCUCUCUCUGUGUAAACAUUUAUUACUCGCCACUCCCUACGCCGCCCCCCUCCUCCUCCUCCUCCUCCUCCCGCCGCCGGUGACCCGCCUACUCAUUCAUUUGGCUUCAUUCAUUUCAUAUUGAGCCGGGGGAGUUUGUUUAAAGUUGAACUCCUUUUUUUUUUUCUUUCCUCCACUUGGGUGAUUGAUUUUUCAAUUCGUGUGUAGCGGUUACGAGAGUUCGGCGAAAUCAAGGGGGGAGGUGAAUCAAGGGAUGUUGACUUGUAUAGCUUGUUCAAAGCAGCAGCUUAAUACCGGAUCUCUACCGGACCGGCGAGAUGACGACGAAGAACCUGUAUCUACUCCCUCCACUAAACAUGCCAUUAAAACUCUCACUUCUCAGAUUAAGGAUAUGGCGAUAAAGGCUUCAGGUGCCUACAAGAACUGCAAGCCCUGUUCAGGCUCGGCCGACCGCAACAAUCACAACGGCCGUGAUUACGCCGAUUCCGAAGCUGGUUCUCUCUCCGGACGUUACCGCUUCUCCUAUAAAAGAACUGGCAGCUCCAAUUCUACGCCGAGGCAUUGGGGAAGGGAAAUGGAAGCAAGAUUAAAAGCACUAUCCAGUGGGGAAACCACUCCUGCAUCGGUCAGUGGUCGGACGGAAUCGGUUGUGUUCAUGGAAGAAGACGAGCCUAAGGAAUGGGUUGCUCAGGUGGAGCCUGGUGUGUUAAUCACAUUUAUGUCACUUCCUGAAGGGGGUAACGAUCUCAAACGUAUUCGAUUCAGCCGGGAGAUGUUUAACAAAUGGCAAGCUCAAAGUUGGUGGGCAGAGAACUAUGACAAGGUAUUGGAACUAUACAAUGUCCAGAGGUUCAAUCAGCAAGCUGUACCAGCCCCGACUCCCCCAAGAUCUGAAGAAGAGAACUCCAAAAUGGAAACUGUUGCCGAGAGCCCUGCGACACCACCUUUAAGGAAGGAACACUUAUCCCGGAGCUUACAUCGUCCACCUGGUUCAACCCCUUAUUCAUCAGAUUCACUUGAACACCACCGUCCUUUGCAUUCUCCUCACUACUACGACUCAGCGGGGCAUGCUUCAACACCGAAACUUUCCAGCAUCAGUGCAGCAAAAACUGAGACCUCAUCUAUUGAUGCCUCUGCAAGAAGUAGUUUGUCUAGAGACGCUGAUUGCUCUGGAGAGCUAUCGGUUAGUAAUGCUAGUGACAUGGAGACUGAGUGGGUUGAGCAAGAUGAGCCUGGGGUCUACAUAACAAUCAGGGCUUUGCCUGGUGGAGGCAGAGAACUUAGACGAGUACGAUUUAGGUAAGUAUCUUUGUUCUUUUUCGCAAUCUUUGAAUCUUAACCAACGGACAUAUAUGGCUCUGUUACAUGAAAUGUUCUGAAUGUCAUCGUUCAUGUGUUGUUUCAACCUCUAACAAUGUUCUGAAUGUCAUCUUUCAUGUGUUGUCUCAACCUUACGAAUAUGCAAUAUAUCGGUGCAUUUGAUGUUUAUAUUUGCGACUUAGAUCAAAGCGACACGUGGCAAAAAUCUCUCUUGUUCCCCACCUCUAUAUGUUUAAAUGUCUAUUUUGGUAUCGUCUCACCUUCAGCUUAGAGCUGUUGCAAACUCUAGAUCAUUCAGAGACAUUCAGAUUGUGACCUUUUCGUUUCUGCAUGAUUACAUGUCUACUCAUGUUUCGUAUCACCUUGUGCAUUGAGCUGUUACAAACUCUGGAUCAUUGGAAAACAUUACCAUUCACUUUCCUUCCUUGACUUGCAGCCGCGAAAAGUUUGGAGAAAUGCAGGCUAGGGUGUGGUGGGAAGCAAAUAAAGCAAGGAUUCAAGAGCAGUACUUGUGAUGAAGUAGCACCGACCAGCCUCUCUGGAACUCAAGAGUAUGAUAGAGUGUGUGGAUUUAGAAAAGGAUUAGUCUGAUUUUAACAAGAAAUUGGAAAGUUAUUGAUACCAUCAAAUGUAAAUGUGCUGCUACCUUUUUUGGGUAGGGUUUUUGUCGUAGUAGGUGCACACAACACUUGAUUGUUCUUACCCUUCUCAUCUAGAUUCCCGUUUCAUUCACAUUUCCAUAUAGUGAUUUAUUUCAUUGGGGUGGUUUAUUAUUUGCAAAGGUAUACAGUAGUGACUAGACCAAAAUGAAACAGACAGAAUUGAAUCAGACCAACUCAGUUGUAAUUAGCGAUGUUCGGAGUCAUUGCAGACUUGCAGUUGAUACUUCUUAUUUUCCAUCCAGAUUGUUUGUAGUUUGUACUUUCUGCUUUCUACUGGUAGUGCCUUGAAGAAUGAAGAUGCAACAAAAAACAAGGCGUGUCUUGUGAGUUGGAUUGGGGACUCCCCGAGAAUUGACCAGUCAACGUGGGAGUUUCUGUAUGUGUUGU